Messenger RNA from Pygocentrus nattereri (red-bellied piranha), 608 nucleotides. RefSeq names its product ribonuclease P/MRP 14 subunit (gene rpp14). Gene Ontology annotation, cellular component: ribonuclease P complex. Gene Ontology annotation, biological process: tRNA 5'-leader removal. Bases 154 to 525 code for a protein of 123 amino acids. The record is from RefSeq and is a predicted model, not a curated record. Lineage: Eukaryota; Metazoa; Chordata; Actinopteri; Characiformes; Serrasalmidae. The transcript has 6 exons.
CUUUUUAAGCCUGUGUUCUUAUAUGUAGACGAACGCAAUUAGUCUACUCAUCCAGGGAUUUCGGUAGAAGUUGACGUUGGCUUCUGUUUCCCUGCCGCUUGUUCUGAUUUUCCCGUUUCCACCUCGAAUGGUGCAGCAGAGUGUGUAGAUACUAUGGAGGAGAAAUCUGCAUCUUAUGAGCGUGUUGUGUACAAGAACCCCUCCGAGUACCACUAUAUGAAGAUUCAUCUAGUUCUUGAAAAUGCAGACACGAGCAUCAGCGCAGAAGAGUUCAAGUACCUGAUAAUCUCUGGACUCAAAGACCUUUACGGAGAGGUUGGAGCUGCGAUCCCCUUUGAUGUGCUGACCUUUGACCAGACUGCACUAUCGGCCAUACUUCGAGUGUUCAACAGUGGUCUGGUGAAAUUGUGGAGUGCCCUAACACUGACCGGAUCAUAUGCAAAUAAACCGUGCGCUUUCAGAGUCACCCAGGUUUCGCCAUUUUUAUUAGCCCUUUCUGGAAAUAGUCGUGAGAUGGAGGUGUAGUAGCUCCGUCAUCGUCAAGAAGCGCUCCACCUUUUACCUGUGAAAAUGACCUUCGUUCUGAGAAGGAGCCUGCUGGGUAAGAC